AUGUCGUCCAGCACCGCCACCAGCACUGCCACCAGCACUGCCACCACGUCGUCCAGCACCGCCACCAGCACUGCCACCACGUCAACCAGCACUGCCACCAGCGCUGCCACCAGCGCUGCCACCACAUCGUCCAGCGCUGCCACCACGUCGUCCAGCACUGCCACCACGUCGUCCAGCACUGCCACGUCCAGCUCUUUGGGGUCCAAAGGUGACGGCAGUUGGACCGAUGAUGCUCUGCUGGCUGAAGCUCUCGCCACUUUUGAAAGGCAAGGGGACACUGACCCGAGCCCUCCCGGAAAAGAGGCUGAACCAGAGCCUCCACACCAGCCACAGACAGACUCCAUUCCACAGCCACCUGGUCCUCCUCCAGCACCUGGUGGUCAACAUGGGAGGACCUUUGAUGUUACUGGCGCAGCGCUGCUGCCAAGCAAAGCCCCUGUGACCCCGGCAACAGUGGCUGCUAAACCUGAGAUAAUAUUUGAGGGAUGGCAUAAAUCGUGGGAGUCUGGUCCUCACGGGCUCCCCAAAGCAGACGUCAGGUGGCUGAAAGAGGAUGCUGAAAGAGGGCUCUUCCAGAAGGAACACGGAAACAUCAGAAAGAGGAAAGUCCUCAAGGGUGACAGGAUGUGGUUUGAUCUCCCCGAGUAUCCUGGAGUGGUGAAGGACACUUUUCUGUACCGCUGUGGCUACUCCAAAACGGUCAGACAGAUCUGCCACAUGUCUGGCUGGUACUCCAUGCUGACAGAGGUCCUGGCCUGUAACGCGUGCAGGAAAGCUGCUAAGGAGACUGAGCAACAUGUCAUCGGUCGCUUUGUGGCGUGGGAAGCAGCCAUAAUUAACCAGCUCAGCCCAGCUCACCGAGCCGCGUUCCCUGCCAUCUUAACACUAAUGCGUGGCGUGGACAAGCAGGUGGUCUGGCUGAUGAGGGAUCGCAGUGAGGGCAACACCAUGACCAAGGUCCAGGACUGA
Micropterus dolomieu (smallmouth bass) is the source of this 969-nucleotide messenger RNA. Its product is annotated as mucin-5AC-like. Lineage: Eukaryota; Metazoa; Chordata; Actinopteri; Centrarchiformes; Centrarchidae. The transcript is spliced from 7 exons. The record is from RefSeq and is a predicted model, not a curated record. The coding region runs from base 1 to 969 and encodes 322 amino acids.